UCGCAUUGCGAUCGCGCAGCAUCGCACACCACAUACACACCUACAACCUCUUUCCUCCCUCCUCAAUUAUCCGCAACCAUUCUCCCAUCACUCACAAUGGCAACCUCCACCCCCCUCACAAACCCAACACCACCAACAACCACAACCACAACCACAAAACGCAAAUCCUCCCCCUCCGACUCCCCCUCAACCCCCCAAACCAUCCACUUCACCGCACGCACACCCACAUGGACCUAUCUCAAACUCCAACUCAUCACCCACGACAUCACCCCCACCCUCGACCCCCUCACAGCCCGAACCUACCUCUCCGCCGCCCUCACCCAAUUCCUCGGCCUAACCGGCACCGCCAUCCCCAUCGACAUCCUCAAAGUCUUCACCGAACAACGAACUCCAACACUGUGGACGCGAGUUCCCCGCGACGAUGCCUCGGCUGUCGUGGCGGCGCUGAGUUCUUGGAUUGGCGGGGGGGCAAGUACCAAUGGUGGUGGUGAUGCGGCGGCAGGGAAUGUGGCGUGGCGGGUCUGCGCGAAGGGGAAUUAUCUGGGGGCGUUGGUGCAGGGGUCCGGGGGGGAGUUGUUUGUGCCGUAGGUGAAAGAGGGAAAUGGUUGGUUGGUGAUUGAUGAGAGGGCUAUAACAAUGCGGCCUGGUGCACAGGGUCUACCACUUUAAAUGGAGGGUUGAGAACUCGCCACCGUUGGAGAGAACGGAAUAAGGAGUCCAGGUCCGCAGACACACCGAACGACGCACGACUGGUGAAACAUCGCAGACGCCUCCGCAGACAGACGACCAGGCGGUACCCCGGCUAUCUAUUGGGAUUGCAGAUGAAAAUCUCCCCUGCAGAUUUGAGUGUCGAUCCCCGGUUCAAUUCCGGCCCGUUUGCAGUGCAGGACUCCAGUAGAUGAAGUACCAUUCUAGCAGGAUAUUUUGGCAUGAAAUCCACUACUACCACUACUCUGCCAGCGCAUCAAAUUUCACUGAGUGAUGAAGAUG
This is a messenger RNA of Aspergillus ibericus CBS 121593, 990 nucleotides long. RefSeq lists its product as uncharacterized. Gene Ontology annotation, biological process: nuclear-transcribed mRNA catabolic process, RNase MRP-dependent; tRNA processing; intronic box C/D snoRNA processing. The transcript has 2 exons. Gene Ontology annotation, molecular function: ribonuclease MRP activity. Gene Ontology annotation, cellular component: nucleolar ribonuclease P complex; ribonuclease MRP complex. Bases 97 to 588 code for a protein of 163 amino acids. NCBI's taxonomy places the organism in Eukaryota, Fungi, Ascomycota, Eurotiomycetes, Eurotiales, Aspergillaceae. The record is from RefSeq and is a predicted model, not a curated record.